ACCCAUCGCAACACUGCCAUUACAAAGCCCAUAAGAUUCUCCAUCUUCUGCUCAGUGUUGUCCACCGAGCCAAAUGGCUUUCUGCGCUUCUGCUCCGUCCUUCUGCAGUCUCAUCGGUGCCCAUCGGUGGACGUCGCCGUCCAAGGCUUCACCACGUCCAUGCUUCCGACCACAUAUCCGGUGUGCUGCGCAGACUCCUCCUCGGCGAUCGGCUAAUUACCAGCCAAGCUCGUGGAGUGACGAAUACAUCCAAUCGCUAAGAAAUGACACCAAGGUGGAGGAGGAUAACGCAACAAGGAUGGGAAAACUGACGGAGGACGUGAAACAACUGAUCUACAUGAAGAAGGGAAUGGAGGAGCAGCUUAAACUGAUCGAUCACCUGCAGCUGCUUGGGGUGGCGUAUCACUUUAAGGAGGAUAUUAAGGAUGCUUUCGGGACUAUAUACGGUUCCGUGGAAAAGGUGAACAUGUUGCUGAAGGAUAAUCUUCAUGCCACGUCUCUUAUGUUCAGGCUUCUAAGAGAACAUGGGUUUGAUGUUUCUGAAGGUGUAUUCUACCGAUUUAUGGAUGAGAAGGGAAACUUGAAAGCCAGCCUUCGCCACCAGACUGAAGGAUUGGUGAGCUUGUACGAGGCUUCCCAUCUUGCAAAGGAAGGAGAGCAAGUGCUGGAAGAAGCUAAGAACUUCACAACUAAACAGCUCAAGAGCCUCAUGGAGGGAUCACUUGAGCCUCAUCUCAGGGAGCACGUAGCCCAUGCCUUGGAGCUUCCAUUGAACUGGAGGAUGCCGAGGUUACAGACCAGGUGGUUUAUAGAAGCAUGCCAAAGGGAAGCUAACAUAAACCCUGUCCUACUUGAAUUGGCUAAGUUGGACUUCAACAGAGUUCAGAGCAUACAGCAGAGGGAACUCAGAGAAGUGUCGAGGUAUUUUGAGCUUGCUUUACUUGAAUCAUGUCAUGUACAUUCUGCCCUCGUGCAAACUUCAGCACAAACUUCUGGCUGUCGAUCAGAUGGUGGAGCAAUCUUGGCCUGGCGCAGAGGCUUCCAUUUUCGAGCAAUCUUGGCCUGGAGAAGGGUUACAUGAGAGCCGUUUAUCGGGGUUAGAUGUCAUGGAUUAAAAUAAACCAUAUUCAAGGUCUCAAUUAAUAGCAUGAAAGAGGCGAUAUGCCCAAAUCUAUCCAGUGUCACAUGCAUGAGAGCGGUUUAUCGGAGUACGCAGCUCGUGACCAUAUCAGGCAAUUGAUUAGAGAGAAUCGGAGAGCAAUAAACGGAGAUCGAAGUUUCACUUCUGGUUUCGAGGAAAACCUGAAAAUGAUGGCCAUCAAUAUCCCUCGAAUGGCCCAAUGCAUGUACCACUACGGAGAUAGACAUGAGAAAUCCGAUCAAGUGAUUGAGGAUCGCAUCAGGUCUUUAAUAAUUGAACCUAUACUUUUGUAACAAUGGAAUUAAGAAUAAUAUCGUGAAGCUAUAAGUCUCCUCGUGAUUUGUCCAA
Molecule: messenger RNA, 1489 nt
Organism: Musa acuminata AAA Group (dessert banana)
Lineage: Eukaryota; Viridiplantae; Streptophyta; Magnoliopsida; Zingiberales; Musaceae
Product: monoterpene synthase 7, chloroplastic-like
Exons: 3
Coding region: 74-1081 (335 amino acids)
Molecular function (GO): terpene synthase activity
Source: RefSeq, a predicted model, not a curated record